AUGUUCGGGUUUCAGGCUCAGAAUCGUGGGUUCGGAUGGAGGACUCACCGAGACCCAGAGUCUGAUGAAGAGGAGCUCCACCGAGGAGGGAGGAAGGAUGGAGAUUCAGAGCCUGAACUCAAACCACAGGGAGCAGGUGGGUUUGACUUUCAUCUAGAAACGGAUUAACUUGAUUUAGUUUUGAUUUUAAUGGUUUUAAAUGUUUCAGGAAGUCUUUUCUUCAGUUAUUAUUGUUGUUCACCCCCCUCAAAGUAUGAAGGCCGCAUAUAGUUCCUCCAAACAAUGAUGUUCCUGAAGAAGAGCAGGCAAAUUUACAUCCACAUGGAGUCAAAAUAAAAACUGUUUGAUUAAAACACGGACUAAAAGUAAAAAAUAUAAUAAUUCUUUCAUAAGAAGCUGCCCCACGGAAAAGUUAUUCCCUUGUAGACAAAACAAAAAUGAUACAAUUACAUCAAUUUGAUUAAGAAUCGACCAACAAACUACAAAAAAUGUUUCUAAAAUUCCCUCAAAACAAAAGAAACCCACUUUAAAAUGACUGACAACAUCUAUCCCUCAAAGGAAAUACUCAGACGGUGAUUUAAUAUAGAAGUCAACAUGUACAAAAAUAAGUCCACUACUCAGCUCCAUACGCUCUGCUACCUGCAGCGUUCAUCACCGCCUCACUGACUUCAGGUGUGUCCACUCUCACCUGCAGACAGUCACAAUGAGAGACGCUGCACAAUCACAAAAAGGGAAAACAGAAUUCACACACCCCAUAUUUAGAGGGGACUGUAAACACCAUGUGCAUUUAAUAUCUCUUAAAGGUGAGGUAGGCAGGAAUCUGUUACAGAAGCAUCUGUUUUUGUGGUGUAUAAACAAAAAAUCUUUAAUAUCAGUCAAUAGUUAUCAGUUAUUGAUGACAUUUGGUAAUAUAACGAUAUCUCUGUGUUCUCUUAUGUCUGUGUCGUCAACAUUUGAACAUUUUUGAGCGGUCCGCUCUUUCUGACUGUAAACAAAGCCGUUCUCCACCUCCUCUAACCUAAUUGGUUGUGAGGCAGAUGCUGCUCCCCCGUGUCGUUCAGGAGCCCAAACAAAGUUAGCGUGCUACAAUAUCGGACAGUAGAAACCAACCAGGAAGUUCGGAAAAUUGUCUGAAUCCUCCUUUGACCACAACUGCCAACACAAGCAAGAAAACGAAGUAAAUACCGGAGACUCUGGAGGAAUAACAGGCGCUUAAACUGAUUUGGAGGGGGGGUAGAGUUUACAUUCAAGAUUUCUCCUAAAAACUGGAACUAACUCAGAUCCUGACUACACCACCUUGAAACCAAUAUUGCUUGGGUGCUAAAGGAAUGUGAACCUUCCUUUUGCCUUCACAAUAAUUGGUGAGAACUCUUUAGCCUCCUAACAUUUAAAAACCCUGAAAUAUAUUUGAUCAUUUAGUAAAAAAUGUAGUAAAAAGCUGCUGUGGAGUUGGCAGAGCAACACUGUCUUUGGUUGAAUCUUAAAAGAAAUGCCACGUUAAGUCUGACUGUUCCCCUUGAUAUGUUUUCUCAUAUUUUAGAGUUGCCUGCUGACGUUCUGCAGCUGUUGGUUGGAGAGGAGGAGACCCCUGAGGAGGAGCAGAAGUGGAGCCCCAGUCUGAACCAAGAGGACAUGAAGCCUCUGUAUAUUAAAGAGGAGCAGGAGGAACUCUGGAGCAGUCAGGAGGAGGAGCGAGGACCAGAGGAGGAUGAUGCCACAGAGUUUCCUGUCACUGUUGUCCCUGUGAAGAGUGAAGAUGAUGAAGAGAAACCUCAGUCAUCACAGCUUUAUUCAAACCAAACUGAACAGGUGGGAAAAGAAGCCAACAGAGAGGAGUGUGGAGGGUCAGAACCAGCCAAAAACUUGGAUCUGGAGAUAGAUUUACAACCAGAAAUUGAGGUCAAGAUUGAAGAUGUUUCUGAAGCUGAGACUGAUGACAGUGAUGAUUGGAGGGAGGCGACAGAACAACUUUUAGGAUCAAACUCCUCGGACAAUAUGAGAGAUAAGAGGUCAGAGACAAAUAAGAGACUGCAAAGCUGCUUUCUGUGUGGUAGAACAUCCAAAACAAAACAAUAUCUGAACGCAAACAUGAGAAAUAGCACAAGAGAGAAACCUUUUUGCUGCUCUGAGUGUACGAGAAAAUGUACACAGAAAGUUAAGGUGACCUGUAACACGGGAAAGAAAAGGUUCAUCUGCUUCAAGUGUGGCAGGAGAUUUACCCAUAAAGGUAUCCUGAUGUCGCACAUGAAGAUUCAUGUCAGAAAUAUCUGCCUUGACAAACACAUGACAAAUCAUUCAGUAGAGAAACCGUUCAGCUGCUCAGAGUGUGGAAAAGGAUUUUGUAAAAAGUCGAAUCUAGCAGCUCACAUGGCGUGUCAUGGAGGGAAAAAACCUUUCAGUUGCUCUGAAUGUGGGAAGAGAUUUAUCUACAGACAUUUUUUAACCGAGCAUAUUAGAAUUCACACAGGAGAGAAACCUUUUAGCUGCUCCGACUGUGGGAAAAAAUUUAACUACAAAAAAAAUCUCGUCCGACACGUGAGAAUUCACACAGGAGAGAAACCGUUCAGCUGCCCUGAGUGUGCGAAAAGUUUCAACCAAAAAAGUAAUCUGCUUACACACAUGAUUUUACAUGGAGGAGAGAAACCGUUCAGCUGCUCUGAAUGUGGGAAAAGAUUUAUCUAUGAGAGCAUUUUGGUUGAACACAUGAAAGGUCACACAGGUGAAAAGUCCUUUAAGUGCUCUGAGUGUGGAACAAGAUUUAACUAUAAAAGAAAUCUGGCCCGACACAUGACAAUCCAUCUGAAAGACAAACCCUUCACCUGCUCCGAGUGUGGGAAAAGUUUUAACCAACACAGCCAUUUGAUUUCACAUAUGACCACCCAUACAGGAGAGAAACCCUUCAUCUGCCCUCAAUGUGGGAAAAGAUACAUCCAUAAAAGCGGUCUGAUGGUACACAUGAGAUCGCACACUGGAGAGAAACCAUACAGCUGCUCUGAGUGUGGAAAAUAUUUUAAUCAGAAGUGUAAUCUGACAGCUCACAUGGCAUUUCAUGGAGGAGAGAAACCCUUCAGCUGCACUGAAUGUGAAAAAAGCUUUAACUACAAAGGAAGUCUGACUCGGCACAUGACGGUUCACACAGGAGAGAAACCCUUUAACUGCUCAGUGUGUGGUCUUGGAUUCAUCAACGAGAAAACGCUGAUUCAACAUAUGACGAUUCACAUGGACGAGGAACCCUUCAGCUGCUCUGAGUGUGGGAAAAGUUUUAACAUCAAAGGUCACCUGACCUAUCACAUGAGAAUUCACACAGGGGAGAAACCUUUCAGCUGCCCUGAAUGUGGAAAAAGUUUUAACCAAAAAGGUAAUCUGAAAACACAUAUGACAGUUCACAUGGGAGAGAAACCCUUCAGCUGCCCUCACUGUGAUAAAAUGUUUACCAGAAAAGGUAAUUUAAGAGCACACAUGAGAACCCACACCUGA
Molecule: messenger RNA, 3477 nt
Organism: Xyrichtys novacula (pearly razorfish)
Lineage: Eukaryota; Metazoa; Chordata; Actinopteri; Labriformes; Labridae
Source: the annotation of a GenBank genome assembly